AAACCUUUUUCUAGAUUGCAGAUGUAUCACUGAGCACGAAAGCUUUUCAAACGUGAUGCUAUGUAUCACUGAGCACGAAAGCUUUUCAAACGUGAUGCUGGACAGGGGUGUUCUGUGGACUGCUUUGGUAUCGUUAUAUGACAGGGAAAAUGCAUCGUUACCAUGUGAUAGGGAUAACGUACCUAGCCAAUCAUAUCGCUACGCAUCGUACAGACAGUUUAGUUGGUUCAUCCAUACUAGGUUGGGACGAGGUGUGCGGAGAGUCAUUCCUGCUUGUGUCGUUGCUAAAAUAAGAACAGCCUUCCCUUCUGAAAGUGGUAAUUACACUGUGUUUAGAGAGGGAGGAACGAAUGUUGCCGAGAUUGAAAUGGUGUGGCAAUUUGCAGCUCGCGAAGACGAAAGCGACUAAACCGUUCAUUAGUAUACGUGUAAAAUAUCCAUGUAAAUAAAUUAUGUAUGAAAAUAUUAUGUAAAUAAUUAUAUAAGCUAAAAAAAUAAAAAGUCACUACAGUAUCAAUAUCAAGCAUAGAGUAUAUAUAACGCAACGGAUUCAUGUUUUGUGCGAAAUUUUGAUUCUUACCGCUCUUCUGACUUUUUCAACCACAAAUCGUUGAAUGAUACAUCGUGCAAUUCUUCUUCAUUUGUUCAUCAUCUUCGUCUACGUUGUGUAUACAACUCUUGUUGCUGCUUGUUAUUGAAGAUAAUCCCAGCAUGUUGGCGAAGAAUUCUGG
Molecule: messenger RNA, 731 nt
Organism: Hydractinia symbiolongicarpus
Lineage: Eukaryota; Metazoa; Cnidaria; Hydrozoa; Anthoathecata; Hydractiniidae
Exons: 2
Coding region: 56-409 (117 amino acids)
Source: RefSeq, a predicted model, not a curated record